Messenger RNA from Leptosomus discolor (cuckoo roller), 2152 nucleotides. The record is from RefSeq and is a predicted model, not a curated record. Lineage: Eukaryota; Metazoa; Chordata; Aves; Leptosomiformes; Leptosomidae.
UAUAUAUAGUAGUGACGAUGAUGAAGAAGACGUUGAGGUCUAUGAUCAUGAUUAUGAUGGUCUGCUUCCUAAGAGUGGAAAACGUCACUUAGGAAAAACCAGGUGGACCCGCGAAGAGGAUGAGAAACUGAAGAAGCUUGUGGAGCAGAACGGCACAGAAGACUGGAAAGUCAUUGCCAAUUUCCUUCCUAAUCGGACAGAUGUUCAGUGCCAGCACCGAUGGCAGAAGGUACUAAACCCAGAACUUAUUAAAGGCCCAUGGACUAAAGAGGAGGAUCAAAGGGUAAUAGAACUCGUGCAGAAAUACGGUCCAAAGCGCUGGUCUGUCAUUGCUAAGCAUUUGAAGGGAAGGAUUGGAAAACAGUGCAGGGAGAGGUGGCACAACCAUUUGAAUCCAGAAGUGAAGAAAACCUCCUGGACAGAAGAGGAAGAUAGGAUUAUUUACCAGGCACACAAGAGGCUGGGAAACAGAUGGGCAGAAAUUGCAAAGUUGCUGCCUGGACGAACUGAUAAUGCUAUCAAGAACCACUGGAAUUCCACCAUGCGCCGCAAGGUUGAGCAGGAGGGCUACCUGCAGGAGUCCUCCAAAGCCUGUCACUCCUCAGGAGCUGCUGGCUUUCAGAAGAGCAACCACUUGAUGGCCUUUGCUCACAACCCGCCUUCUGCACAGCUGCCAGGAGCCAGCCAGCCCCCGCUGAGCAGUGACUACCCCUACUACCACAUCUCUGAGCCACAAAACGUCCCUGGUCAGAUCCCAUAUCCAGUAGCACUGCAUGUAAAUAUUGUCAAUGUUCCUCAGCCAGCUGCCGCAGCUAUUCAGAGACACUAUAAUGAUGAAGACCCUGAGAAAGAAAAACGAAUAAAGGAAUUAGAGUUGCUACUAAUGUCGACUGAGAAUGAACUGAAAGGGCAGCAGGCAUUACCAACACAGAACCACACAUCAAACUACCCUGGCUGGCACAGCACAGCGAUUGCUGACAGUACCAGGACCAGUGGUGACAAUGCACCUGUUUCCUGUUUGGGGGAACAUCACCACUGUACUCCAUCUCCACCAGUGGAUCAUGGUUGCUUACCUGAAGAAAGUGCAUCCCCUGCACGGUGCAUGAUUGUUCACCAGAGCAACAUCCUGGAUAAUGUUAAGAAUCUCUUAGAAUUUGCAGAAACACUCCAGUUAAUAGACUCCGAUCCUUCAUCAUGGGGUGAUCUCAGCAGUUUUGAAUUCUUUGAAGACACAGACACUUCGGCUAGCAAAGCUCCCUCAGGCAAAGUCAUGCAGCUUCAGCAAAGAGGGACCAGUGCUUGUAGAGCUCAAGGACAGCCCAUCACAAACUUGAACAAAAUCAUGUCGAGUCAGGGCUCUCCUGGCUCACCAAAGUCCUUAUCUGCCUCACAGGGCAGCACGGCUCCAUGGGUCCUUCUUCACAAAAGGAGAGAACACUCCAGCCCCUUAGCCAGUGGCCACAGUAGCACCUUGGUCCUAGCUGACGUCAGCAGCUCAACUCCUCCUAAGCGCUCCCCUGUCAAAAGCCUGCCCUUCUCUCCCUCGCAGUUCUUAAACACCUCAUCCAAUCAUGAGAACCUGAACCUGGACAACCCUGCGCUAACUUCUACACCAGUGUGUGGCCAUAAGAUGGCUGUUACCACGCCGUUCCACAGGGACCAGACGUUCAAAGCUCAGAAAGAAAAUCAUGUUUUCAGAACUCCAGCAAUCAAGAGGUCGAUAUUAGAGAGCUCUCCAAGAACACCCACUCCAUUCAAAAAUGCACUUGCAGCUCAGGAAAUCAAAUAUGGUCCUUUGAAGAUGCUGCCUCAAACUCCGACUCAUCUUGUAGAAGAUCUGCAGGAUGUUAUCAAGCAGGAGUCAGAGGAAUCUGCAAUAGUGGCUGGGCUACAUGAAAGUGGACCCCCUUUGCUGAAGAAAAUCAAACAAGAGGUGGAGUCUCCAACAGAUAAAGUUGGAAAUUUUUUUUGCUCGAAUCACUGGGAAGGAGAAAACCUAAACACUCAGCUCUUUACGCAUGCAUCUGCUAUGGAAGAUGUGCCAAAUCUUCUUACCAGCUCCAUUUUAAAGAUGCCUGCAUCUGAAGAGGAUGGUAGUUUUCACAAAACAUUUGCAGUACCGAGGAACAGGCCGCUAGCUAGUCCUCUGCAG